UGCGACGCUGCUGCAACAUGUCCAAGAAGGCGAAGGUCGAGCCGCCGACGGCGCUUCCGGCUGCUCUCUUCUGCUCGGUCGUCAUCUACGUGGAGUCGCGGGAGGACGCGACGGCCUUGCUCGUGGCGCUGCCGCCGGCCGAGCUCGGCGCGCCGCUGGCCGCGCUCCGCGAGCUCAUGACGACGCCCAUGGCCUUCGACGGUCAGUGGCCGGCGGUGAACAUGAGCAACAUCUCGGAAGAGCACUUGGAUCUCGUCGUGGCCGCGCUGCCCGCGAUCCCAGACGCGGUUCUUCCCCAUGUGGCGUUCGUGCACGGACGCCACCUACCGGCGCUCCUCGCCGCCUUGCCGUCCAAGCUCAAGGCGGUCGACAAGUUCAACAAGGGGUGGUUUGACGUGCCCGAGUUCAGAGACAUCGUGCCCUUGUGUGCACGUCUCGAGCAAGUCCACCUUGACAUCCAUCAUCUCGGCGCGACGUUGCUGCCGCCGAGCGUCCACAAGUUGACGCUUUUCCUUGCCCCAGGCAUGAACGACCCUCCGUUCGACCCUCUGGCGCAGUGCCUCCAGACAGGGCGGAUCACAGACCUUGGCCUCUACGACUUCAACUCGGCAACCAGCGCAGAUGCCUUUGCGGCGUUGCUCGCGACAACCACGUCCGUCACGAACCUGGAUUUGGAAAACUCGGAAGCGGUCAUCGAUGCGCUCAUUGCCGCGCGCAGACCUCUGCACCACUUGAAGGCGGUGCAGUUCUUUGUGGACACUCAAUUCUUGCGCCGCGACAUUCGUGACUUCAUGGCACUUCUCGACCUCUCCAACCUCACGCACCUCGACGCCAGCGGCUUGGACGACUUCAACUGCCUCCUCCCGUUCCUCAGUCGGAUGCCGCUCCUCGAAGAGCUGGCGCUGCAGUUUGGCAACAUCAUGGCGGCACCGGACGCGCUCAUGGCCAUUCCGCCGCCGAGCUUGAAGGUGCUGACCGUGCAGUACGUGUCGAUGUGGGACGCUGCCAGUUUCGAGCCUUUUCUUCUCUGGGCGUCCAACCUGCCCAACUUGAACGAGGUGCAUUGGAUCGACAUGGAGCGCAUUCCGGCCGCGUCGUUGGACCUCUUCCUGCAUGUCAUUGGUUUGUGGACGCACCGCCUCUCGGGCAUGUCGCUUCGCCCGUGCGCCUUCAACGGUGAGACGCUGGGGCUCUUGCUCUCGACGCGACCCGAGACAGCGCCCCCACUUUCUCUCGACCUCCAGAGCAGAAGCCUCUACAGCGAUACCCACCGCGUCACCGACAUCAUGGCGCUUCUGGACGCACUGGAAGUUCGCCCGGACAUCACGCUCGAAUUGAGUGCCAAUGCCGAGGACGAGGCAGCCAUUGAGGCCUAUGCGUCCUCGAAGCACAUCAGCAUGGAGGUCCUCGCGCGUUCCCGCCCUCCCGAGCCUUUCGACUGCCGCUUUUCCGCGCGCUAGAUCGUUUUCUAGCACUCCUUUAUAUGCACGUUAACAGCGAAGCUCAUCUUUCUUCCCUC
Messenger RNA from Saprolegnia parasitica CBS 223.65, 1519 nucleotides. RefSeq lists its product as hypothetical. The transcript has a single exon. The record is from RefSeq and is a predicted model, not a curated record. The coding region runs from base 18 to 1460 and encodes 480 amino acids. NCBI's taxonomy places the organism in Eukaryota, Oomycota, Saprolegniomycetes, Saprolegniales, Saprolegniaceae.